Priapulus caudatus is the source of this 1262-nucleotide messenger RNA. RefSeq lists its product as uncharacterized. NCBI's taxonomy places the organism in Eukaryota, Metazoa, Priapulida, Priapulimorpha, Priapulimorphida, Priapulidae. Bases 222 to 821 code for a protein of 199 amino acids. The transcript is spliced from 6 exons. The record is from RefSeq and is a predicted model, not a curated record.
UCUCGCCAUCCCCGAUAAAGAGCAGAAAGCGGACCAACAUCUCGCCUCCACAUCGCAACAGGCGGUCGGAAUCCCUCUCGCCGUCCCCGAAAAAGAGCAGCAAGCGGACCAACAUCUCGCCUCUACAUCGCAGCUCCAAAUCCAGAGAUCGAAGAGAACUUUCCCGGUCACCCUGUGGCUGGGGAGCUUUGAUAAGAGGAGAGAUAUCUCGGGAGACACCUAUGACCACUCCCAAAGGUCGACAGCCGUCCAUCAAAAGCCACAGUACGAAGAGUAGUAGAGAGAUAUCGACAGAGAUUCGAGUAAUGGAUAGAGGCCAACGCCCGGAAGACCUUAGGACUGCGGCCUAUCCAAUGUCGGAAGCAAAAUUCCAGAAGAAGGUGAUAUAUCUUCUGACAGACAUCCGGGACAUGCUCAAGCAGGUACAUGUGGGAAUGCCACAGGAAACCCGGCCUACCCAACUGCCCCCGAGAGCCAAUUCAGUUGAAGAAUUGAUGGAGACAGAAACAACCCUCAAAUCCUUGGAGGCAAAGGAGAAGAUGGUUGCUAGUCUUUCUAAGAUAGGAGGGAUCAACAAUAAGGACACAGCCAAGAACAUCUUGCAGAGGUUGAUGGCCAAUGACGUCAUGUCAAAAUUUAAUAUGAAAGGAAAGAAGGGAAAGUUCGCGUUCAAGGGUACACGGAUCCACCAGGCCAUUAGAGAAAGUAUGUUGAAGGAGGGCGUGACUGAACACAUCAUAGACCAAGACUUGGCAUACUGCCUGAAGUAUGCCCCCGACCGACGAGGCGGCGGAGGCCGAAAAAAGGACACUUCAAGUUGAAACUGAACGAGGGAACACUUGAUAGUUAUUGAUACUCAUCACACAGAACAAUGUACUACAAUGCAUUUCAUCAUGUUGUCGGUGCCCCAGUGAUGAUAUAAACUAGUAACACUUCAUGAGCAUAAUUUGCCCCAGGCUUCAAAGUACGUGUGAGCUUAUGAGCUAUACAGACUAGUCUACACUUCACGAUGUCACUGACUCACUGCCAAACCAAUCAUCAUCUGAUUUAUUGUUACCUUAUCAUAUGUACACAGUCAUCACCGAAGGCUAUGCUAAUGUCAUAAGUCCCUGUGAAUCGGUGGACUUUUCUGUAUGUGUUGCAGGUUUCCUUACUUGUUUCCACCUUUUUUGUCUUGCCUUUUGUCAUCCCUGAUGAAUGUACAAUGUCAAUAUUGAAACGGUAAUAAAUGAAUAAAUAAAUGUAUGCACAUUUGCUAGUAA